CUCACAGCAGCCAGAGGAGGAGCGGGCGCGGCCGAGCAAGGAAGGGAAGGAAGGCAGGCAGGAAGCCGCCCGGCCGCGCUCUCGCUCGGAGUAGGCGAAGGAGGAAGAGGGGCCACCGGCAGGCGAGCGAGCGCAACAGAUGGCUGAGAGCUAGGAAGAACCAUUCCAGAGCAGGAUGACUCACAUUCCCACAGCCAUGAAUGGAGGAUCAAACAUUUGGGCCAUCACCUUGGAAGAGAGAGUGAAGUAUGACAAGCAGUUUGAUGGCCUUAAACCAGUUGGGGGAUAUGUCACAGGUGAUCAAGCACGUACCUUUUUUUUACAGUCGGGUCUGCCGUCUCCAGUCUUGGCUGAAAUAUGGGCACUUUCAGACCUGAACAAGGAUGGGAAAAUGGAUCAGCAAGAGUUUUCUAUAGCUAUGAAACUCAUCAAACUAAAGCUACAAGGCCAGCCUUUGCCCGUGGUUCUCCCUCCACUGAUGAAGCAGCCUCCAGCAUUCUCUUCCUUGAUUUCUGCUCGUUUUGGCAUGGGCAGUAUGCCAAACCUGUCUCUUCCACCAUCUGUUCCUACAAUGGCACCUUUGGCUCCAUUGUCCUCUUUUGCUUCUGUGACGUCCAUCCCCCCCCUUAUUAUUUCUGCUCCCCUGCUGCCUUCCACCAGCACACCUGCAUUGCCAAAUGGAACAACCAGCCUCCUCCAGCCACUACCAUACUCUUCAACUUUGCCUCACUUUAGUUCAUACAGUCCCAGGACGGGAGGAUUUGGUGGUGCCAACAUCCAGAAGACACAGUCCCUGAUAGAUCUUGGCUCUAGUAGUUCAAAUUCUUCUUCUACUACCUCACUAACUGGGAAUUCACCAAAGAUUGGAUUUUCAGACUGGGCAGUUCCUCAGGCUUCCAGAUUAAAAUACAGGCAGAAGUUUAAUAGCCUUGAUAAAGGGAUGAGUGGAUACCUGUCAGGGUUUCAGGCAAAAAAUAUUCUUCUGCAAUCAAACCUUGCCCAGACACAAUUAGCUACUAUCUGGUCACUUGCUGAUGUUGAUGGUAAUGGACAGCUGAAAGCAGAGGAAUUCAUACUAGCCAUGCAUCUGACUGAUAUGGCCAAAGCUGGGCAGCCUCUCCCACUAACUCUGCCUCCAGAGUUAGUGCCACCUUCUAUGAGAAGUGGAAAAUGUGCUGAAAAUACUGAUUGUGUUCUGCCAACAUACCAGAGAAUAAUGCAGGAAGAGGAACCCCCCCAAAAACCUCCAGUUACAUUUGAGGACAAGAGGAAAGCAAACUAUGAGAGAGGCAACAUGGAGCUGGAGAAACGCCGCCAGGUGUUGUUGGAGCAGCAGCAGAGAGAGGCGGAGCGUAAGGCUCAGAGGGAAAGAGAAGAAAAGGAGCAAAGAGAGAGGGAACGGCAGGAGCAGGAGCGAAGGAAACAACUUGAACUGGAAAGGCACUUGGAAAAACAGCGGGAGAUGGAGAAACGGAAGGAAGAAGAAAGAAAGAAAGAAAUAGAAAGGCGGGAGGCAGCAAAGCAGGAGCUUGAGCGCCAACGGCGUCUGGAGUGGGAGAGGAUUCGGCGUCAGGAUCUUCUUAAUCAGCGUAAUCGAGAACAAGAAGAAAUGGUCAAACUGGCCUCUAAGAAGAAGAGCCUCAAUCUUGAGAUGGAUGCCUUGGAUGACAAACACCAACAGAUCUCUGGGAGAUUGCAAGAUGUUAUAAAAAGAAAACAAGCUCAAAAAAAUGAGCUGGAUGUUCUGGAAAAGAAAUGUGAUUUGGAAAUUAUUGAAGUCAAGGAGCUACAACAACAAUUUCAAGAAUAUCAGAAUAAGCUGAUCCUUCUCAUUCCUGAAAAACAGCAGUUAAGUGAGAGAAUGAAUCAUAUGCAGAUGGGCAAUUCUCCUAAAACAGACCUUAAUUCAAUACAGAAGAAGUCCUCAGAAAAGGAAAAAUUAUGCCAAAGACUUAGAGAACAACUAGAUGCACUAGAAAAAGAAACGGCUACCAAGCUUUCUGAAAUGGAUGCUUUUGAUGAUCAACUUAAGUCUGAGACUAUGGAUGCGUCUGUUCUUCAGUGCCUUUUGUGUCUGCUAAGCUGUCUCAACAACCUCUUCCUCUUACUUAAGGAGCUAAGAGAAACCUACUCUACACAGCAGUUAGCUCUUGAGCAGCUCCACAGGAUCAAACAAGAUAAAAUCCAAGAACUAGAAAGAAGAAGAGCUGAGCUUGCACAGAAAAAGAAAGUGGAAGAUGAGGCUGCACGAAAAGCAAAGCGGGAAAAAGAGAACUUGUGGCAGCAGAAUAUCCGGAGGGAGGAAGAAGAGAGGAGAAAGCGACUACAGGAAGAGCGAAUGCAGGGAAAAAUCCAGGAGGAAAGACAAAAAACGGAGGAGGCAGUUGCGCAAGAAAGGGAAGCCCAGUUGCAAAAAUUGGCAGAGGAGAAACUUGAAGAGGAAAAACAGAACAAACAGGCUGAGAUGUUGAGAGAUACUGAGCAGCAAUGGCAGAAGCAAAAAGAAGACAAAAGAAGGCAGGAGCAGCUGGCAAAAGAAGCUGAGGAGAGGCAUAAGCACUUUGAUGAAGAGAAGAGAAGAAAAGACAUGGCCAAUCAGCAAGAGUCUGAGAAACCCAAUGUAGACAUUCUUAAACAGACAAAGGGACAAAGUCAUAAGUCACCAUUGAAAAAUGAAGGCCAUGCUGUGGGUUCCUCUGAGUCUAGGAAAUCUGUUGCCUUUGUGAAUUAUAGAGCUUUAUAUCCAUUUGAAGCAAGGAAUAAUGAUGAGAUGAGUUUCAGUUCUGGAGACAUAAUUCAGGUUGUUGAGAAAACUGAGGGAGAGCCUGGUUGGUUAUAUGGGAGCUUCCAAGGCCAUCAGGGCUGGUUUCCAGGCAAUUAUGUAGAAAAAAUUCCUGAAAAUGAAAACACCCUUUCACCUCCAAAGAGAGCCUUACUUCCUCCUACGGCAUCCUUACCAACUGUCUCAGUUCCUGUACAGCCGCUUUCGCCAAGUAAGCCAGCGGACGAAUCCGAUUACCAAAAUAUAUCUUUUUCAAGUUUAAAUGUCAACACAUGUCAGAAAAAAUCUGCUUUUACUCGUACGGUCUCCCCAGGAUCUGUUUCUCCCAUCCAUGGCCAGGGGCAAGUUGUAGAAAACCUAAAAGCACAAGCACUCUGUUCCUGGACCGCAAAAAAAGAUAACCACUUGAACUUUUCAAAAAAUGACAUUAUUACUGUCUUGGAGCAGCAGGAAAAUUGGUGGUUUGGAGAAGUAGGCCGAGGAAGAGGGUGGUUUCCCAAAUCCUACGUGAAGAUCUUGUCUGAACAUGAAAGCCAGAAAGAGGAGCCAGAAGCUGUUUAUGCAGCUGUAAAUAGGAAACUCCCAGCAUCGUCUUACACGUUGGACGAGGAAUAUAUAGCGCUAUAUUCUUACACAGGUUCUGAACCUGGUGAUUUAACUUUCAUUGAAGGUGACGAAAUAUUAGUUACUCAGAAAGAUGGGGAGUGGUGGACUGGAAGCAUCGGUGAUAAAAUUGGAAUAUUUCCUUCAAACUAUGUCAGACCAAAAGAUCAUGAAAAUUCUGCUACUGCUAGCAAAACAGGGACAUUAAAUAAAAAACCUGAAAUUGCUCAGGUUACGACAGCCUAUACGGCGUCCGGAACAGAACAGCUGAGUCUUGCCCCAGGGCAGCUGAUCCUUAUUUUGAAGAAAAAUUCUAGCGUAUGGUGGCAGGGAGAACUGCAGGCAAGAGGGAAAAAGAGGCAGAAAGGGUGGUUUCCUGCUACCCAUGUGAAGCUGUUGGGUCCAAGCAAUGAAAGGAAUACACCGGCUACUUACCCAGUGUGUCAAGUGAUAGCAAUGUAUGACUACAGGGCAAACAAUGAAGACGAGCUCAGUUUCUCCAAGGGGCAGCUUAUCAACGUACUGAAUAAAGAAGAUGCAGAUUGGUGGCAAGGAGAGAUCAAUGGCUCUUCAGGCCUCUUUCCUUCAAAUUAUGUUAAAAUGACCACAGACUGUGACCCAAGUCAGCAAUGGUGUGCAGAUCUCCAAAGUCUUGACACAAUGCAGCCCAUGGAAAGGAAGAGGCAGGGCUACAUACAUGAGCUGAUCCAGACCGAGGAAAAAUACAUGGAAGACCUUCAGCUUGUCCUAGAGGUUUUCCAGAAACAAAUGACUGAAACAGGCUGUCUCUCAGAAGCAGAAAUGGGAUUAAUUUUUGUUAACUGGAAAGAACUCAUCAUGUCUAAUACAAAGUUACUGAAAGCCCUGCGUGUGCGUAAGAAGAUGGGGGGUGAAAAAAUGCCCGUGCAGAUGAUUGGUGACAUUCUGGCUGCUGAACUGUCGCAAAUGCAAGCCUAUAUCCGGUUUUGCAGCUGCCAGCUGAACGGGGCUGCCCUCCUGCAGCAGAAAACGGAUGAAGAACCAGAUUUCAAAGAAUUUAUGAAAAAAUUGGCUUCGGAUCCUCGCUGUAAAGGAAUGCCACUCUCCAGCUUCCUGUUGAAGCCUAUGCAAAGAAUCACUCGCUACCCUCUUCUCAUAAAGAGUAUUCUGGAAAAUUCCCCUGAAACUCACCCAGAUCACAGUAAUCUGAAGCUGGCUCUUGAGCGGGCUGAGGAGCUGUGUUCCCAGGUGAAUGAGGGAGUGCGAGAAAAGGAGAAUUCAGACAGGCUUGAAUGGAUCCAGUCCCAUGUUCAGUGUGAGGGCCUUGCUGAGCAACUGAUUUUUAACUCUCUGACCAAUUGCUUGGGACCAAGGAAGCUUUUGCACAGUGGCAAACUCUAUAAAACAAAAAGCAACAAAGAAUUAUAUGGAUUCCUCUUCAGUGACUUCCUACUUCUCACCUACAUGGUCAAGCAGUUUGUAUCCACGGGGUCAGAUAAAUUGUUCAACCCAAAAUCAAAUACUCAGUUCAAAAUGUACAAAACGCCUGUUUUUCUUAAUGAAGUCCUAGUGAAACUGCCGAGUGACCCUUCCAGUGAAGAGCCAGUUUUCCACAUCUCCCACAUUGAUAGAGUAUAUACACUAAAAACAGACAACAUCAAUGAAAGAACUGCCUGGGUCCAGAAAAUUAAAGGAGCAUCAGAACAUUAUAUUGAAACAGAAAAGAAGAAACAUGAAAAGGCUUACCAAGCUCGGUCACAGAAGAGUUCAGGAAUAGGACGUUUGAUGGUGCAUGUGAUUGAAGCAACUGAAUUAAAAGCAUGCAAACCUAAUGGGAAGAGCAACCCCUACUGUGAAAUCAGCCUGGGGUCUCAAAGCUACACCACAAGAGCGCUGCCGGACACUUUGAACCCCAAAUGGAACUUUAACUGCCAAUUCUUCAUCAAGGAUCUCUAUCAAGAUGUUCUGUGUCUCACCAUGUUUGACAGGGACCAGUUCUCACCCGAUGAUUUUUUGGGUCGCACGGAAGUUCCAGUAGCCAAAAUCAGAACAGAGCAAGAAAACAAGGGACCUACAACUAAACAUUUACUGCUGCAUGAGGUACCAACAGGGGAAGUUUGGGUACGCUUUGAUUUGCAGUUAUUUGACCCAAAAACACUUCCCUGAAAAGAAGUGUUUUUUUUGUAAUAUUAGGAACUACAAACUGCUGCCAUUUGAAUUGAGUGUUUUGCAAAUAAUCCUUCCUUCCAGGCAGGUAUUGCAAAAUCACUUCACCUGAUCACUUGUACAUUAUUUCUCGGGGGGGGGGGUGCUUACGUUUGUGACAAUAUGCAAUGUAAAAUGUACUGUAUAUAGAGAUCCUGUAGCAGUGCCUUUCUUUAGAAUACGGAAAUUUUUGAAUGCUGACGCCAAUGUAUCUUUUCAAUGUAAUUUUCAGAGCUCUUUAAAGUUUUAAUUAGGAAUGUGGCAUUAAAAUGUUUAAAGUGUCGCCACUUGGAUUAAUAUGUGUGUGUGUGUAUGCACAUGUUACUGACAUACAUGCUGAGGGAAUGAUUUCGUUCAGGGCUAGAAUAAUUGAAUCUCACGCCUGAAAAAUGUAAUCUGCUUGAAUCUCACCUCAGGAUAUUAAUUGUAGGAAAUAUAUGCUGAAGUCUUAGCACUUCGCGAUCCUUUAAAUACUGUUUAUCAUUAAUAGGAAGUUUAUUACAAAAUAAAAAAAUUCCUUCAGUAGCACCUUAAAGACCAACUAAGUUUUUAUUUUGGUAUGAGAAGUGUGCAUGCACACGAAAGCUCAUACCAAAAUAAAAACUUAGUUGGUCUUUAAGGUGCUACUGAAGGAAUUUUUUUAUUUUGUUUCGAAUCAGACCAACACGGCUACCUACCUGCAACUAGGAAGUUUAUUAGUUAUUAGUUUAUUAGGAAAUUUCAACAAUUUCUUCAGUUCUGUUAAGCAUUUUAUAACCAGAUUUUGGUUAUAAGAAGGAAAAACUAUAAAAUAUUCAUUUAAAAUACUUGUUGAUAAUCAUGAAUAUGUUUCAUGUGAUUUGUUUAAUAUAUUUAUGUAAAUAAAUACUUGGGUUUCCUGGAAGAUGCCCGUAAAAUGUGCACCUUUAAGCUUCGCCAAUGGGCCCAAGGCAGUGAAGGUUACGUCACCCUUGGAUCGGCAUAGAGAAUAAAAUGAGCUUAUUAAAAUGAUUUGUCUAGAUUCAUAUGGAGGCAUACUGAUUUUCAAAAGUAUAUUUUAUUGUACCUCUGAAUGUGAAAAAACACAGGAACUAAAUUCAAGAAAAUAUAAACAAAAUGUAAAUCAUAUUUGUUACGGGUACUGCUCAUAGGAUAUAAUGGAAUUAAAUAGAUCUUCCUCUUCGACGCGAACAGGCAAAAGUGCCCACCGGAUUGCCCUUCUGUGCAAAAGACCUGCAGCACAGCUGCACCUUGUAGAAGAAGUACAAAAAGGCUGGCAGCAGUAGUUGCCAGUUUCAGGCAUUUGACAAAUAGGCGGGCCCUCCUGUGCAUUGUUAAAUCGACUCUCUGCUACUUAAGUACUGUACUGCUUUCAAUGCAAAGUUAGUGCGAGUUGUAUCCUUUAGGUGCUAUAUUGCUUAACAAGUUUUAACAGAAUUGCAAACUUGACCUGAAUAAAAGUUUUCUGUGUUUAAGUAUUUAUAUUUUUAUCUUAUCUUAUUUUAUUUUAAUGCAAUUUUCCUAGAGCAUCUAUUCAAUUCAAAGUCAGAUCCCACAUUCCAAAAACUGACUUGUGACAACUUUUCCUGGGCGGGAAUAAAAACAAAACUGCUAUUUCACAUUUACUUGUGCAAGUAUCUACAUCUAACUCAAUACAUACUUGAAAUAUAACAAAAUCACCACACUUCUGCAAUGAGUAAACAAAUGAAUGGUACAAAUUUUAAAUCAACAAAGGCCUUCAAUAUUACUAUCUUAACAAUACCACUAUUAAUCAUUUCAACUAGUUUGCCUAAAUUGUGUGUAUGUUGCAAGGUAUCUGCAAAAAUUUCUCAACAAUUGACACACUCCUCCUUUAUAUACGGUAUCUAUUUUGUACAGCUGCCAUGGUCAUGCCAACCGGAUGAUACCUGAGCAAAUGGUAUCUUUCACAUUACAAGGGACUAACAACUGUUGUAAGAGUACUGUGUCCUGAAUAACUUGGCUGUCUCUUACAAGAUCAGUAACCUUUUAGGACCUGGUUUUGGGUCACACAAGGUCAACAUCACCAACUGUUAGAGACCAGUGCAUAAUACUUGGUCUAAUGCUCCCUUCUGCUUUUCAACUGAACCAACUGCAGCAAGGUAAGUGGAUGAUCUACACCAAAAGCAUCUUCUUCUCCACAAGCCCCUCAUUUUGGAAAGUAGAUUCCAUGAAAGAGUCUUGUCUUCAAUUAAAUAGUGCAUUUAGUUGUGUAGAUAGAAGAGUGUAAUAUAUCCCUCACUUCCCUACUGUUAAUAGGUUUGUGCUUUAUGUUAUUGUGCUGUGGCCAGAAUCAGUAACUGCUCUAGUGCUCAGGUUUGUGCACAUCUUUAGAGGACCUAAUCCAUGUGUUCCUGGAACAUUAUGCCAGACAAAAACAGUUUUUGCUCUAGGAUGUUUCAUAUGUAUGGCACUGCUAUACUCAAAAGUAAAAAAGUGCUAUACACAGGGUAGGACUCCUAACCUGGGGG
This is a messenger RNA of Zootoca vivipara (common lizard), 8037 nucleotides long. The record is from RefSeq and is a predicted model, not a curated record. NCBI's taxonomy places the organism in Eukaryota, Metazoa, Chordata, Lepidosauria, Squamata, Lacertidae.